This is a messenger RNA of Daucus carota subsp. sativus, 4894 nucleotides long. RefSeq lists its product as uncharacterized. Bases 480 to 4628 code for a protein of 1382 amino acids. The transcript has 11 exons. Lineage: Eukaryota; Viridiplantae; Streptophyta; Magnoliopsida; Apiales; Apiaceae. The record is from RefSeq and is a predicted model, not a curated record.
UGUAAGAAAUUACACUGUUUCGAUCGCUUUAUCUUCGGGGGUGUCUGAAAAAUUUAAUCUUUCUUCACUCUCAUUUGCUCCCAGAAAUAGAAGAGUGUGUUUACAUAUAAACAAGCUCAUAUUCACAUAUCUGUGUGUAUUGUGUGUGUAUAUUAUUGUAGAGAGAGAAAAAGGAGGCAUUUUGCAGUGGUAGCUGAAACAAUUGACAAAGUUUGAUCGCCAUUAAAGAAGAAAAAGAGCUUAAAGGAACUGAAUCGAAGGCGUUUUUGUGGUAGAAGAAAAAGGCAAUUGGUGUUUGUAGAAGCAAAUUGAUGCUCCUUCCAGAAUAUAUAGUCUAUAAAUCAGUUUUCCGGUCUAAGUUACAGUUGGGACACUGGGUUGAGGCCUGUGAUAGCAAUUGUUAAAGUUCUUUUAGAAGCUGUUAGAGGUUUGAGAAGAAGUUACGCAGGAGUAUACGUUGAAGAAAUCAUCAACUUGGUAUGCCCCAACCCCAACCGAGGCAGCAGUCUCGGUUAAAUGACAUUCAGAUGUUGCAGCGACAAAUCAUGAUCAAGAAGCUUCAAGAAUUGCAGAGGCAGCAACAAGUUCAGGAGUUAGGUGAUGCUAGGCAACAUAAUUACAUAAACCAACAAUAUGCAUUAAAUAAACAAAUUUCUGCAGAACAAUUUCCUCCCCUGAUCAAUGGAACACCUAUUAGUGAUGCGUUACAGAGGUUUAUGAUGGGAAACAUUAACCUUAUGCAUCCGGGUGCGCUACCGGUAGUCCAAGGGUUCUCGAAUGGAGUUGGUUUCCCUCAAAACCAGGGUCAGACAUUAGGUUCAAUGGGUCUGGUGUCUCCACAACUUGAUGUAUCUUUAUACGGGACACCUGUUCCAGGAAUGGGAAAUAAUAUGGGUCGGUACUCUCAGCUGCUAGGUGCAUCUCAAGGUUCAGAACAUACAUUUGAGAAAGGCAAUAAUAACCAACAAGAUGAACCCAUAACACAAUCGUCUAUCUACACCAACUCGUUGGGUACUUACAAUUGUGAUGCUUCCUCCAAUCAUAUUGGCAUGCAGGAAGGAGCUCUGGUAUCUGGAGGAGACUUUCAGGAGAAAAAUAUGUUUGGGCAAGUUCCUGCUCAAGUUUUACACAGAAACUUCCAGCAAAUGAACACCAAUCAAAGAUCUUCGUCACCAAUGGAAGUUGGCGGGAGGCCAGAACAAACUAGCUGGCAUGGACAAUUUCCAGGGAAGGCGGCAAACCUUGGCCCUUCUCAAGAUAUAUGUUCUCUGGAUCCGCUAGAACAGAAAAUUUUAUUUAAUACAGAUGAUAACAGUUGGGAUGCUUCUUUUGGAAGCUCGUGUAACAUUAGUUCAGAAUUCCUCAAAAACACUUCAGAAAACACCGACCAUACUAGUGCUUUUCCUUCUCUUCAGAGUGGAAGCUGGAGCGCGCUUAUGCAGUCUGCUGUUGCUGAAACUUCUAGCAGUGAUGCUGGGAUACAAGAAGAAUGGAGUGGCUUGAGCUUUCAAAAUCCAGAACUUUCAAAUGAUAAUCGCUCUUCUAAGUUCAUUGAGAGUGGUAAACAACACCCUGAUUGGGUUGAAAAUGCUGUUUCCGCACUAAAUUCAAAACCAGACCCUAACUUUAAGAAUCUGAGUAUGGCCUCUAGCUUCCCAGGUUUUCAGCAACCAGGCAUCCAAUUUUCUUUGAAGCAAAAGGAUGAACUGCACUUGGACACCUCUAGAGAAUCCAAUCAGCACCAUUCCCCUAAAAAUAACAAGCAAUGGUUGGACUGCAAUUCUUUACAGAAGCAAACAAAUGAGGUAAAUCAACACAGUGAGAGACUCUCAUCUUUGCAAAGUGCUUGGCCGGACCCCAAUUACGAACACUCAAAAAGUAAUGUAUAUCAGGAAAGCAUACCCAUGUACACUAAAGGAACCCAAGCAGGUGAUAUCAGUGGAAUAGAACAGGUAAAAUCAGGCAAUGUUAAUAAUAACCAUCCCUUCUCAGAGAGUACUAAGCUUCUUUAUGGAAAUGAUACUGAUGGUUCUGUCGAAGAUGCGAGAAGGGGGUAUGCAAGGAAUAAUCAGUAUCAUCGAAGUAGUAGUCCUCAAAUAUGUAACAACACUUACAAUGGAGCAAGUAGAACAUAUGAGAAGCAGCAGUGCAUUGAAAGAGAGAACUCCAAUGAUAGCUAUCACUCUAAUGCAUCACAGCGUUCCUUCUCUGGACAUGAAUUGAAACAGAAUGCUUGGCAGCAUAAAAGUGAUUCUAGCCAUUUUGCAGAUAGCAGUCAAAGGCCAUCUGAUCAGGUCAUGUACCAACAGAUUCCUCAAGGAUCGCGUAGUUAUGAAUCAGGGUAUGCUGAGCAGUUCAGGUAUAAUGUUUCUAGUGGUGACUUGGACUCAGCAAAGAGAAACUUGCUGGGUGAUCAAAAAAAUUUAACAGAGCAUGCAUCUUCUAGAAAUCAUGAAAAUUCGCCUGCUUUCUUUGACACAUCUGUUAAUCAGGAUACCAACGUGACUGCACAGACAAGUAGUCAACAUAUGCUUGAGCUUCUUUACAAGGUGGACAAGUCCAAAGAUUAUCGACCUGUAGUGCAUGGUGGAUCAAGAGAUUCAAGUCCAUUCUCUGAGAUGCCGCAAGCUGGAAGUCCUGAUACAUUUGCUACUCACUCAUACAAUAAGCCGCCUUCACAAACCUUUGGCUUAAGGUUGUCCCCUCCAUCUCAACAGACUCCAGCAUCAAAUUGCUUUGAUUCAUCUCAUAGCUCGCCAAAAAUGGCACAUAGUGGUGAUACAGUAUCAUUAGGUCCUUCAUUUGUAAGAAAUGAGCUUCAGAGUCACAUCAAUCAGGAUAUACCCUCCAAUUCUUAUAGUCAACAAAUCUCAGUUUUAGAGGACAAUUCAGCCAUUCAGCCUGUUAUAACUUCAGGAACAUCUCAAUAUGCUGGGUAUCCUAUGUUAUGGAAAAAUGCACCAGUUCAACGGAACCUAUCUAAUGCAGAUCCUCGGAAGGGGCCACCAUCACCAGAAUUGAACAAAAAUGACUUUGCGGCUUCAAUAGCUCCACAUGCACUACAUUAUGAGACCACUUACAAAGGACAAAAUGAAUCUAGCAGAAGCGCCAUGAGCUCGGAAGGUUUGGGAUUUCACGGAGAACAAGCUCCAAAAGAAGCAUACAGUCAACUAGAUUCUUCUGGGACGCUUGGUCCUGUACCACAGAAAGGCAAAUCAGCUUAUGGGCAAGUAGCGAAAGGUUACUCAGAAACAGAUAACCUGGACCCUGGUCCUGCAAUACCUAACUUAAAUAGGCAAGCAGUUUUUAAUCAGUCGCAAAACAUUUCUGAUCUUGAAGUCUUUGGUCGUUCAUUAGAACCAUCUCAUAUUUCCUCCCAAGAUUAUGCUCGGCUGCAGCAAGUACAUUUGGCAAAUGCUAAUACUGGACACCAACUGUAUGGAAAUUCUUCGGGAAUCCAAGAUGCAGUUACCAAUGGACUAGUGUCAAUGUCACAGGCUAACUUCCAUUCAAAUGGGGAACGCAAGUUGCAGAACCUCUCGUCUGAAACAAGAGAAAGCAAGUCAGUGAAAACUUUGCCCCAGCCUCUUCUUCAAGAUGCUAAUCAGGAGACUGUCACAUUUGGCCAGUACAGCUCCCCUGGUGCAAGUGAAGCUGAGAAGUCUCAGGUUAGCAUGCAGAUGGCACCCUCCUGGUUUAAGCAUUAUGGCGCUUUGAGAAAUGGGCAGAUGUUGCCGAUGUUUGAUCCAAGGGCUGCACAUCAGUUCAGUACUGGGAACAUACUCGAAAAGCUGCGCAUGGGUGGUCCUGGUGCUGGUCAAGAAAGCAGUGUUUCGCCCACUACAACGGAUAACAACUUGGUAGCAUUAAAAAGCUUCAAUACUUCAUAUGUGUUGCCUCCAGAUGUCCUUGUUCAAAAUCCGGAAAUUAUAAGACCAAAAAAGCGAAAGGCAUUUGAGAUUCUACCAUGGCAUAAAGAAAUUUCUCUCUGUUUACAAGAGCUUCAUAAUGCCAGAUUGUCAGAUUUGGAAUGGUCAGAAGCCACCAAUCGGCGUAUUGAAAAGGUUAUAGAUGACGUUGCAACUAUUGAAGAUUCAACAUCUCUACGGCCAAAAAAGAGACUUGCCUCUACAACCCAGCUUAUGCAACAAUUAUUUCGACCCCCGCCAGCUGUCAUUUUUGGGGGAGAUGCUAUUUUAAACUGUGAGACUGUGGCAUAUUUUGCUGCUAGAUUAGCGUUAGGCCAUUCGUGCUGCUUGAAAAGUAGUUCUCACAAGCUCUGCAACGUGUCUGACAAGUCACUAGAGAAGCUCAGAACUCCUAAGCAAAUUGGUGAUCAAGAAUAUGUUAAAGUUGUAGAAGACUUCCUUGCCAGGUCAAAAAAGCUGGAAGCAAGCUUCUUAAUCUUGGAAAAAAGUGCGUCGAUAGCAGAUAUAAGGGUGGAAGCACAGGAGUUGGAAAAAUUUUCAAUGAUUAAUCAUUUUGCGAAAUUUCACAGCAGGGGGCCUGCAGCAGCAGCUGAGGCAUCGACAUCCUCUGGUACAAGAAGGAUGUACCUUCAAAGAUAUGUCAGACCAGUUCCAAUGCCGAGGACAGUACCAGAGGAGGCACAGUGUCUUUCCCUGUAGUCAUGAACAACUUCAUCUUUUGCCCCCCUUGCAAUACUCAUGCUAGUCUAUAUGCUCACUCACAAAAUGUGAAGUAUAUAUCUUAAGUGAGGGAAGGACCGAGUUAGCUAUAAAAACUGAGCCAGAUGGUGUUAUUUAAGGUCAAAUGUUAUAGAUUAUCAGGAAGUACAACUUAACCUUUGUAUAUGUACAUGACAAUGAUGACACAUAUGGUAGUAGGAACCUAAUCUUUUCAAAAGCAAGGGCAGAUGACUAUCAUUUUCUAA